AUGGCUACAUUCAUAUUGAGACUUCCCUCACGCAGAGAUUCGGGCUGGUUGUCUUUGUUCAGCUUCACCACCAGAAAGCAUGCGCCCACUCUGAUCGGAGGCAUCGUUCUCGCUAUCAUCGCGAGUUUGCCCACGCCAAUUUUCUCGAUAUUGCUUGGGGACAUCUUCAACGAGUUCGCCUUGUUCGGUGGCCGAGAAAUUACUAACGGGGAUCUAAUUCGGUCUACAACCAAGUAUUGCAUUUGGCUGGCGGUACUGGGAGCAAUCAGCUGGGUUUGCAAUGGGUGCUACUAUAUCCUGUUUGUUAUAUUCGGAGAGUUGCAAGUGGCGAACGCUCGCACCGAGCUCUUCGGUGGGCUUUUGAAGAGGGACCAAGAAUGGUUUGAGACACAGCAGGAUGGAACUCGGGUAUACCUGUCUAGUCUUCAAGGCUAUAUUGAUGAUCUGCAGAGGGGAACAUCGCAGGCAUUUGGACUUGCCUUGCAAUACCUCUUCCGAGCGAUUGUAUCGCUGGUCCUAGCUUUCUAUACGUCCUGGAAUCUCACCUUGGUUACUCUAGCCGGAAUACCAGUGCUAUCGGCCAUCAUCUCGUACUUGUCGGCGAAAAUGAACGCGAGCUUUGAAGCGCAAAAGAACGAGCUUGCCAACGCAUCAAAGAUUGUGGAUAGCGCCACCGCCUCGAUCGAUGCAGUCAAAUCCUUCAAUGGGCAACUGGUCGAACAUCGGAAAUUUGUGACCAGUAUCGACCGAGCGGCAAUGUACUACUUAAAGCGAGCGCGCUUCACCUCCCUGCAAAUCGCGUUUCUGCGUAUGAUGACUUUUGGUAUGUUCAUUCAAGGCUUCUGGUAUGGCAGUUCUUUGGCAACAUCCGGCAAUCUCUCUGCAGGGGAAGUCUUAAGGACCUUCUGGGCCUGCUUGGCAGCAGCACAGUCCUUCGAGUUUAUUAUGCCGCAGGCAACGGUUAUGAGGAAAGGGAAGAUUGCAUCCAUUGCUCUGCAACACGCAUUGAGCGAUCGAGCAGACGGCAAAGCCCCUGGAGUGCUGGACGGGGCCCUCUAUCCUGAUAAGUGCGAGGGCGAUAUCGAAGUGAGAAAUCUUUCUUUCUCAUACUCAUCCCAACCAGACAGAUUCAGUCUGGAUUCAACCAGUUUCUUCUUCCCAGCCGGGGAGACCACAUUUGUAAUAGGGAAAAGCGGAUCCGGGAAGAGCACACUGGGACAGCUACUUGCGAGGUUCUAUAUGCCGACCUCAGGCGAGAUUAGUAUCGACGGACAUCCCAUUCAAACGUUGAGUACGAGUUGGAUCCGUAACAAUAUAACACUUAUUGAACAACGGAGUGUGCUUUUCAACGAGUCCGUAUUCAUGAACAUCGCAUUCGGAAGUCGGGAUCACAGUCGACUCCAGAAGCCAGACGUGCAAAAAUGCAUUAGCCUAGCCAGAUUAGAGGGCACCAUUCAGGCUAUGCCGGAUGGCAUCGAAACGUGUGUCGGGCCAGGAGGAAACUUUUUGAGCGGAGGCCAGAGGCAAAGGGUUGCGAUUGCCAGAGCUCGACUCAGGGAUACCCCGAUACUGAUCAUGGACGAACCGACAAGUGCCCUAGAUGGCACCAAUCGUGUUGAGAUCAUGAAAGCCAUUCGAGAUUGGCGACGGGGCAAGACGACGAUUAUCAUCACACACGACAUGUCCCAGAUUCUAGACCGUGAUUUUGCCUAUAUAUUAGAGCAUGGCUCCGUCGUCCACGCUGGCUAUAGGCAUGAGUUGGAAGACAGCAAGCUAUUUUUCCAUCAAAAAAGCAAAGCGAUUGAAGAAGGCGAAGAUGAUGUCAACGGCGCAACGAGCCGUGCCCCGUCGCCUGAACAGGGCUCUUGUGAUCCCUCAGAACGGCGAAAUUCCAUUGAUUCCAUCGCGAUGGAGAUGAUAGAACUGAACACCAUUCAUGUCAAUGGUGCCAAGGCACAGCUCAAUCGAAUCAGUCGUCAUAUUGCAGCCAACAACGACGCGCUUCAUCGCAUCGAUGAAAUGGUUGCAGAUGAGCAUCCCGAGCAAGCCACCCGCCUCCUGCCGCAGGAGCGCCUACCUUUACGGAAGAUCAUAUUGACGAUGAUACCAAAUUUGACAAAAGGCCAACGCUGGCUACUGGCCCUUGGGUCGUUCAGCACGCUGGCUCAUGCGAUGGCCACCCCUGUGUUCUCUUUUUGUUUGUCGCAGCUGCUGCAGACUUUCUACGAUAGCAGUACCCACGCUUCAACGUGGUCAUUGGCUGUCCUCGGUGUCUCGCUGGCUGAUGGAGUGGUGUCUUUUGGCAUGCACUAUCUUCUUGAUCUUUGCGGCCAGGCUUGGGUCGACAGCAUACGAAAGAUCAGCUUCGGUCGAAUUCUCGACCAGCCCCGCAAAUGGUUCGAUGAAGAAGGAAACAGACCCUCCCAGCUGACCACCUGCCUGAAUCAGCAUGGAGAGGAGAUGCGCGAUCUCAUUGGGCGGUUUGGUGGAUAUCUUCUCGUGGCUGCUACCGUUGCUCUGACGGCGAUUAUCUGGAGUAUGGCCCUUUGCUGGAAACUGACCCUUGUCGUUCUAGCUUGUGGUCCUGCUAUAUACGCUAUCACUCGAGGCUUCGAGAGAACGACUGGGUUAUGGGAAAGACGAUCUGCUGGAGCGAGGACCACGACCGCGGAAGUGUUUAUCGAAACAUUCGCAGAAAUUCGGACGGUCAGGAAUCUGACCCUGGAGCCGUUCUUCCAGAAGAAGCACCUGAAAGCUGCAUCAAUGUGUAUGAGCAUUGGCUUAAGAAAAGCUCUCUACACGGGCUCUCUCUUCGGUUUGGUUGACUCCAUGAUUAUGUUUGUCAGUGGUGAAUUUGUAACCGGGCUGGUGCUGACGCUUCAAGCCCUGAUAUUUUAUUAUGGCGCCGUCCUAGUUUCAUCGUCAGAGUUCAGUGUUGAGGAACUUAUGAGUGUCUUCUCGAUGCUCCUAUUCGGCAUUGGAUACGCAAGCACGGUUCUGUCGUGGAUUCCUCAGAUUGGCACGUCUCAAGAGAUGGCUAACCAGCUCCUGCGCCUUGCGAGACUCCCCAAGGGCAGCUCGCACGAACAUAAGGGAACCGUCAGGGUCCGCCAAGUUGCACCAGUCAAAAUCACGGGGCUCAGCUUCCGAUACCCGACACGAUCUAACGCACUGGUGCUGAAAGACGUCACCAUCACCAUCCCAAGAAACUCAUGUACGGCUAUCGUUGGGCGUUCUGGUUCGGGGAAGUCCACGAUAACUUCGCUGCUUCUCAACCUAUACGAGAGUCCGCAGUCAACCCACGGGUGGCCCACUAUUGCCCUUGGGGGCGUUGACAUGCACCAAGUGCACACUCCAACGCUUCGUUCUCUCGUCUCGAUCGUGUCCCAGCAGCCAUCUAUCUUCCCCGGAACCAUUCAAGCAAACAUCACAUAUGGCCUUGAAGACGCAUCCCCUCUCCACCAGCUUUACCAUGUCCGCGCUGCCGCGCAAGCCGCUGGGAUUGAUGAAUUCAUCUCAUCUCUGACCCAAGGCUAUCUCACAGUCAUCGGAGACGGUGGCGUUGGAUUAUCCGGAGGACAAGCUCAGCGCGUCGUUAUCGCACGAGCCCUCAUCCGGAGACCUCAGAUCCUGAUCUUGGACGAGGCCACUUCCAGCCUCGACCCGACAAACGCUAAGAUCAUUCGCCAGACAGUACAAGAUCUAGUCAACGGGCGACUCGGACUCACCGUACUCAUAAUCACACACGCAAAGGAGAUGAUGGAGAUUGCAGACAAGGUCGUGGUUCUUGAACAUGGUCGCGUGGUCGAAGAUGGAUCAUUCAGAGAUCUUGCGUGUCGGAGUGGUGGAAAAUUGAAGGCUCUGGUAGAGGACUCGUGCGAGGAUGAAUGAGACAAGUAACAGACUAAAGG
Molecule: messenger RNA, 3911 nt
Organism: Aspergillus saccharolyticus JOP 1030-1
Lineage: Eukaryota; Fungi; Ascomycota; Eurotiomycetes; Eurotiales; Aspergillaceae
Product: ABC transporter ATP-binding protein
Exons: 6
Coding region: 1-3891 (1296 amino acids)
Biological process (GO): transmembrane transport
Cellular component (GO): membrane
Molecular function (GO): ATP hydrolysis activity; ABC-type oligopeptide transporter activity; ATP binding
Source: RefSeq, a predicted model, not a curated record